AUGGUGUUUGGCCACCAAGCCCUUCCUGUUCCCUCUGAAGGCCAUCUCCACCCGUCUGUCCGAUGGCGCAGUUCUCUCUCUGUCUCUCCGUCUCUGGAGCCAGGUGCUGUCUCUCUGGGCUAUAAGUUCACAGUGACACCUAAUGGACAACCGUGGUGUGACAUUCAAGGCCAGGUCAACGGGAACGCAUUUCUUCAUUACACCUGCGGCGGCCAGAGGGCCACACUCACCAGUGUUCCGGGGGUGAGUGCCACCCGGGCCUGGAACCAGCAGAGAGACGCUCUGCAGGACGUGGUGGAAGAGCUCAGGAAGACGCUGCUUGACAUGAAAGCAGGGAUGACUGCAGCCGGCGCUCCUCUGUCCCUGCAGGCCAGCAUGACGUGUGAGCAGGAAUCCAGUGGACGCACCAGCGCAUCCUGGGAGUUGGGAUCGGAUGGACAGACAUCUCUCCGCUUUGACUCAAAGAACAGACACUGGACGGUGCUGCGCGGUGAAGGCAGACGGUUAAACAGAACAUUGGCGGGUGACAGAGCUACGACCCAUCUCCUGGUUAUGACCUCAGCUGGAGACUGUAGGAAGUGGCUUGAACAAGUGCUGUGUCCCCUGAGCACACAAGCCACAGCCACAGCCACAGCCACAGUCCCGUCCAAGGCCUCAGCCAACAGGCCCAUCACCUCGGUCCUCCCUGUGAUCCUCACCUGCGCAGUCCUAGUUGGCAUCUUAGGCUGGGCCUUAACCUAACAGGAACUGAGGGCAUAACUGCAGGUGCCAUAACAGCACACGCACUUUCUGAGC
Messenger RNA from Eptesicus fuscus (big brown bat), 795 nucleotides. RefSeq names its product UL16-binding protein 6-like. Lineage: Eukaryota; Metazoa; Chordata; Mammalia; Chiroptera; Vespertilionidae. The transcript has 5 exons. The record is from RefSeq and is a predicted model, not a curated record. The coding region runs from base 1 to 741 and encodes 246 amino acids. Gene Ontology annotation, biological process: positive regulation of T cell mediated cytotoxicity; antigen processing and presentation of endogenous peptide antigen via MHC class I via ER pathway, TAP-independent; immune response. Gene Ontology annotation, cellular component: external side of plasma membrane.